AUGUCGUCUAUGAGAAAUGCGGUCCAGCGCCGCAACCACCGAGAGCGCGCUCAGCCUGAGGAGCGGGCGAAAUGGGGUCUGCUCGAGAAGUCAAAAGACUACAAAUUGCGCGCCCAGGACUUCCGCAUGAAGAAGCAAAAGCUCAGGGCCCUGAAAUCCAAAGCCGCGGACCGCAACCCAGACGAAUUCUCCUUCAAAAUGAUGAGCUCGAAAGCGGACAACGGUCGCAAGCUCGGCGAUCGAGGCAACAAAGCGUUGAGCGUGGAUGUAGUUAAGCUGCUCAAGACUCAGGAUAUUGGUUACGUGCGGACGAUGCUGCAGGCGACGCGGAAGGAGAGAGAGAAGCUGGAGCAGGAGGUUGUGCUGGGCAAGAAUGGUGUCAAGACGUUCAACCAGGUGAGGGCAGGGAAGACGGGCAGCCAUAUGGUGUUUGUAGAGAGCGCCGAGGAGCAGAAGGAGUUUAAGCCCGAGGAGUGGUCUGGGACUUCUAUGGAAGGGCUAAAUAAGGCGUGGAACCGGCCGCGGGACUUUACGAUGGAACAAGAGCAAAGUGACGGCGAAGAGCUUGGGAUCACUUCUACCGCGAAGCUCCCCAAGAAACAGCAAGAGAUUGAGGCCGCCAAGCGGAAGGAAGAACGCUCGUCAAAGAAGAAGCGUGAGCGGGCUCAAGAUUCACGCAUGUCCCGGUUGGAAGCUUUGAAAGCUAGAGAACGAGAUCUGAAGAGUGUCGAGGACGAGCUAGAGACACAAAGAGCCAAGAUGGCUGGCACAAUUGGUGGCGUCAACAAGAACGGCGUCAAAUUCAAGGUCCGGGAACGAAAACGCUGA
Molecule: messenger RNA, 828 nt
Organism: Mytilinidion resinicola
Lineage: Eukaryota; Fungi; Ascomycota; Dothideomycetes; Mytilinidiales; Mytilinidiaceae
Product: putative U3 small nucleolar RNA-associated protein Utp11
Exons: 2
Coding region: 1-828 (275 amino acids)
Biological process (GO): rRNA processing
Cellular component (GO): nucleolus; small-subunit processome
Source: RefSeq, a predicted model, not a curated record